GUCAUUUUGUAAUUGCACCAAGUCGAACAUGACGUGAACGCAACCAGCGUCACCGCGUUCACUUCAAAUCGAACACGUUUAAGCGUUAUUAGCGUUAUUAACGCUGUCAGCGUCCAAGUAGAAUGUAUCCUAAAUUUUGUCGGCUGUGUCACUAUAUAUUUUUUGAUAGUUUGAAAUAAUCCCACAGAGCCCGAAAGGCAGCACGUGUCAAGCGGUCAAGCGACAACAAGCGGCAAAUAAUAACGCUUAAUUUGUCUUCAAUUUGAUAUUGUUAACAUACUCUGUAAAUAAUUCAUCCGUUACAAUCAUGAGUAAAGCUCAUCCUCCAGAAUUGAAAAAGUAUAUGGACAAGAGGCUGUCGCUCAAAUUAAACGGCGGAAGGCAUGUCAUAGGAAUUCUGAGAGGAUUCGAUCCAUUCAUGAACAUGGUCAUUGACGAAACUGUUGAAGAAUGCAAAGAUGGCACAAAAAACAACAUCGGCAUGGUGGUAAUUCGAGGCAACAGCGUCAUAAUGUUGGAAGCUUUGGAUCGAAUAUAAAACUCAAACCCACAUGUUUUACGCUUGUAAGUUAAUGUAAGGAAAAAAAUAAAUAAUUUCAUAAACAUGCGA
This is a messenger RNA of Venturia canescens, 610 nucleotides long. It is a transcript of the gene SNRPG, whose product is annotated as small nuclear ribonucleoprotein G. The coding region runs from base 308 to 538 and encodes 76 amino acids. Lineage: Eukaryota; Metazoa; Arthropoda; Insecta; Hymenoptera; Ichneumonidae. Gene Ontology annotation, biological process: mRNA splicing, via spliceosome; spliceosomal snRNP assembly. The transcript has 4 exons. The record is from RefSeq and is a predicted model, not a curated record. Gene Ontology annotation, molecular function: RNA binding. Gene Ontology annotation, cellular component: U5 snRNP; U1 snRNP; precatalytic spliceosome.